ACAUGCUUCAUGUUUGUUCAAUUAUUUGAUUAUUCACUUGAUUCUAAAAAGUCAGUCAAUUAAUGUGACUAUUUGUAAUUAUUCUAAAAAAAAAUACAUUAGUGAAAAACCAAUGAUCGCUUUCGUAAGAAAAAAAAAAGGACCAGCGAAUUGUGGAUUUAUGUAUGUACGUAUGAACACAAGGUGGCAGCAGCAGCAAGUAUUGGGUCCUCUUAGAUCAACAUGAUCUGAACCCUGCAUUAUUUGAAUUAGCUCUCAUGCGCUGGAGUUUUGAAUAUUCGACUAAUAAUUCAAUUGAAUAUUCAAAUAGCUUUUUUUUUAUUAGGGAAAGAACUUGAUCAUUAUAUUGUGUGGAAACGUGGUAAUUGUACGUGUCCUGAGCCGCAGUCGACCACUACCGGCCAUUUCCUCCACAAAAGAAAUGAUUUCCUCUAAGUCUGAGUUAGUCUUUCUUUUCGAAAACAGACUCGGUUUCUUUCACAGUCCUUUCAAAGUCCUGAUGUGACAAAAAGAUCAAGUAUUUCUUUAUCUGUGAAGCCCCAAUCAAAAUGUUACUUCACCAAAUGUUUCACGUUCCUCAUCUUGACGCAGGUCGCACCUGAUCAUCUGAGAUUUUGCUUGAUUAAAAAUGAUGUCUUUAUUGUCAUAACAUAACGACUUUCGGGCAGAGUGUCUGAUUCUGCACAGACGAGUUUCAAAUUGUAAACACUUGUUUUGUGACAUCACCUGUGGGUAGAUUCCCACCAAAAAUCUAAUGGGCACAUACUUUUGUGUUCACCCCCCCAUCACAAAAAAGAAAAUCAGAUUGAUCCGUCAAAAACUGUACAUGGGACGUUGCAAACAGAAGAACAAACGGAGACAAACCCACGUCGAUUAUGACAUAUAACACACCAUUCACCCAUUAUAUGUGCACUAUUUCUUACAUCCUGCGUGGCUUAGAUUUGGUUACGUUGCCAUUUAAAAAUGAUCAUUGUGACAAGAAAAUUACAAUUAUGCUAAAAAAUAAUAAAUAAUACAAACUAGUAAAUAUAUGAAUAUAUUCACAUAUAGUCAUAUAAUAUAUGGAUUUCAUAAAUUCAGUUUUUAAAUACAUUUCUGCUUCUUAAAUGUCUACAAUUACAACUAAUAUUACAUCUGAUGUAGGUAGAUGUAGCUGCUAUAAUGCAAUUAGAUCUUUACCUUUCACACUAACUAUAUCCAACCUCAGCAGCAUGAUGCACAUGUUCUUGUAGAUUGUUAUAUUUGAUUCAGUGACUUUUUAAAUUGGCAUCUUUUGCUGGGUUUUUAUGACACACAAUACUUAUCAUGACCUUUUUGCAUCUUACAAAAAAUAUGAAAAUAAUAAAAACUAAACUAAAACUAAGCAUUUACAAAAAAUAAAAACUAAUAAGAACUAGCAAACCCACUCUAAAAAACAAAUAAUACUAAGAAAACCAACAAAACAAAAAGUCAAAACUAAAUAAAAGAUGAUCGUAGCCCUGAAUGUGAACACUUUCACUUUCACAGAGAGGAAAAAACAAAACAAGCAGCACUGCCAACAUUGCUCCUCUCCGUGUGUACACAUUGUGAGCUCGUUCAGUGCGUUCACUCCAGACGCCUGUUUGUUCCGUGGUUUAUGACUUUCUUUCGUCUCUCUGAAUAGAACAAGUGGGAAAGAUGUUUUUCAUACUGUCGGUGGUGUCUUUCAUGAACCUGCUGUGUGGUUACCGUGUCCUCGGUUGUGUUAUGAACUGUCCACAUAGAAGUGAGGUAAGUCCGUCCAGACUGGUGGUGAAGUACGGUGACCCGGCCUCAGCCGUGUGCUCUCUGUGUCAGUCUUGCCAGAGCAAAAAGUCAUUAGGUCUGGAGGUUACACUCGGACGCAAGACGGGGAAUGCCACUGUGCUUCUGUGGAGCGUGGACAGAAUGACUGUGUGGGGCACAAGCGCCCUGUGCUUCUACAAUGACCUGUCUGCACGCAUGUGCUGCACUGAACUGCCUGUGACCGUUUACAAGCCUCCAGACAGUGUGUCCAUCAGCUUUACAAACCACUCUGGCCCGAUGUUUGAGGGUCAUCAGUACGCUCUGCAGUGUGAAGUGCACAACGUUGCUCCAGUUGCAAACCUCACCGUGACCUUCUACAGAGGGUGGACGACUCUGGGUCAACUACACUUAGACAGCUCAGUUUUGGAACCAGUGACCGAGGUCUUCACUCACAACUUUUAUGCCACUGGAGAAGAUGAUGGAGCUCAGUUCUGGUGUCAAGGCGUUCUGGAACUGGGACCUGAAGGACCACAGCACCCCCCAGUGGUGAAAUCACAGAACAUUACUGCCACAGUCCACUAUAAGCCUCGGCAGGUGGAGUCAUCGCGUCCAGGUCCGAUCAUUGUCACAGAGGGAGACUCUCUGCAGCUGAACUGCUCUGCUGUGGGAAACCCCAGCCCCUCAUACCGGUGGGAGCUGCCGCAACCCACUCAUCGCCACGUCACGGGUGACCGUCACGUCAUCAACUCUAUAACUCCUAAGGAUGAAGGCCGGUACGUGUGUCAUGUCAGCAAUGAUGUGGGAGCCCUCAGUGUUUCAUUUGAGGUGGUCGUCAAAGGUUUGGAGUUAACCAGCCCGCCACAAUCAAGCACAACUUCAACAAAAGCAACCACCACAAAGACAACAGUCGCACCUAAUAGCAGUACAAGCAUCACACUGACACACGGCUUUAUAAUGUGUGUGCUGCUUUUAUUCUCUGCUGUGAUUUGACUUCAUACUGAAAAAAUGAACAGUAUGUAUGUCAAUAACAUGUAAUCAAAUGCCCCCAAAGUAACACAUACAUUUACAGGAAAUGGCUGACUAACUACUGAAGCAUUAACAUGGUGGAAACUCAUUCUGUAAUGUUUGGGACAUGCAUCUUUUGGAAUUAUUAAAAUCCUUUUUCUUUAUCAUUUUCAUUGACUGUUUAAAGUUACAGUUACCUUCAGUUACUGAGGCAGAUUGAUAUAUUGAUUGAUUUCAUAUUUCAGUUCUUAAUCAAAUCCAGUUAAACCUAACCAACAAACAUGAAUCGUGCCACAUGCUUCAUGUUUGUUCAAUUAUUUGAUUAUUCACUUGAUUCUAAAAAGUCAGUCAAUUAAUGUGACUAUUUGUAA
Solea solea (common sole) is the source of this 3119-nucleotide messenger RNA. Its product is annotated as cell adhesion molecule 1-like. The record is from RefSeq and is a predicted model, not a curated record. Gene Ontology annotation, molecular function: integrin binding. The transcript has 5 exons. The coding region runs from base 1657 to 2733 and encodes 358 amino acids. Gene Ontology annotation, biological process: cell adhesion. NCBI's taxonomy places the organism in Eukaryota, Metazoa, Chordata, Actinopteri, Pleuronectiformes, Soleidae.